Messenger RNA from Mus musculus (house mouse), 4310 nucleotides. It is a transcript of the gene Sco1, whose product is annotated as SCO1 cytochrome c oxidase assembly protein. The coding region runs from base 334 to 906 and encodes 190 amino acids. Lineage: Eukaryota; Metazoa; Chordata; Mammalia; Rodentia; Muridae. Gene Ontology annotation, cellular component: myofibril; mitochondrion; mitochondrial inner membrane. The transcript has 6 exons. The record is from RefSeq and is a predicted model, not a curated record. Gene Ontology annotation, biological process: respiratory chain complex IV assembly; mitochondrial respiratory chain complex IV assembly; copper ion homeostasis.
GAGCGGAAAUGGAGAGGUGGCCCAAAGGAGGCGCGGUCUCCUAAACUCAUGGCAGCACUUGUACGCGCCGCAGUGGUGAGGUCGCAGUGUCGCCAGCUCUGGCGUCUGUUCCCUCGCGGCCAUGGGCUCAGGGAUGUGGCGGAGAGGCCGAGACCGGAGGAAGCGUGCUCCUGCCUGCGGAGCAGAGCCUUCAGCGCUGGGCCGCCACCGCCGGGGGCCGGUCCGGAGCCCAAGGGCGGUCAAGCCGGGUCUCACCGCCCGAAGCCUGGGUAGCCUGUUUCUUGGAAGUCUUUAGCUCUCACCUUUGCCAUUGGAGGCUCUUUAUUGGCUGGAAUGAAGUACUUCAAGAAAGAAAAGAUAGAAAAGCUGGAGAAACAACGGCAUCGCAGCAUUGGGAAGCCUUUACUAGGGGGGCCAUUUUCCCUUACAACUCACAAUGGAGAGCCCAAAACCGACAAGGACUACCUGGGUCAAUGGGUAUUGAUUUAUUUUGGCUUCACUCAUUGCCCUGAUAUCUGUCCAGAAGAACUAGAAAAAAUGAUUGAAGUCGUGGAGGAGAUAGACAGUAUUCCAUCCCUGCCAAAUUUAACUCCACUUUUCAUCACCAUUGACCCAGAAAGGGACACCAAAGAAGCCAUUGCGACUUAUGUGAAAGAAUUUUCUCCCAAAUUGGUUGGUUUGACUGGCACAAAAGAAGAGAUUGAUGGAGUGGCCAGAGCAUACAGGGUGUAUUACAGCCCUGGCCCGAAGGAUGAGGAUGAAGACUACAUAGUGGAUCAUACAAUAAUAAUGUACUUGAUUGGACCAGAUGGAGAAUUUCUUGAUUAUUUUGGACAAAACAAGAAGAAGGCAGAAAUAGCCGGCUCAAUUGCUGCACACAUGAGGUCACACAUGAAGAAGAGGUAGCCAGAGCCGUGUCACCAGAUGCAGGAUUGGCUUGCUGAAGAGGAAGCUUUGUCUCCCAGAGGAACCUCUAUAUACUGUAACAUACAACAUGGACUUCAUACCCUGAGAACAUCAUUCUACAUGAGAUGUUACCCUGGGGCUCAGCCAACCCAGUCUGCCAGGAAACUACCAUGAGUUAAAGGGCCAGGGUGGUCAGAGCCAGUGGAGAACAGACGUCCAGAACCAUCAGAGAGGCACACAAUGCACAUCUGUAGGAAUGGCACUCUUGGAGUAGUGUUGCUUCCUUGCCGGUGUCUUCUUGCUCAGGGGGGCCAAAUUCUACAGGAAGGUGUCACUUCCGUAAUGUUCUUGCUGUUUCAAUUUGUGUGCUCAGCAUAGGCAUUCAAGUCCUCUUUAUAUUUGAGAGUAGAAGCUUAGCUUCUUUGAAAAGGAAUGUCACCAUCAGGUCUGCAUCUCUGUCACACAGUAGGUGCUGCUUUGGGCUGGAGGAGAAAACUUACUGUUUGCACAUAACUUUUGGUUCAUUCUCCACCUUUUUAUUUUUUAUUUUUUGUUUUUUGAGGCAGGGUUUCUCUGUAUAGCCCUGGCUAUCCUGGAACUCACUCUGUAGACCAGGCUGGCCUCGAACUCAGAAAUCUGCCUGCCUCUGCCUCCCCAGUGCUGGGAUUAAAGGCGUGCACCACCACUGCCCAGCUUUUUUUUUUUUUUUAAUCCUUUUUAUUUUUUUAAUAGCUAAGUGGUUUGACUGGUUUUCAGUGGUAGACCACGUGGAAAUGAGAAUAUUUAUCAUGUCUAUGAUCUGGUAAUUUUUAUGUACCAGAUUACACAAUGUAUGAAAUAAAAGAUGUGGUCAGUCCAGCAACUUGGACAAGCAUGGCUUUGCUUCUGUGAAGAAUGGGUCCCUAGCACACCAUGGUAGGGGUAGAGGCCACAGACUGAAGUGCUUGUUAAAUAGAUAAGUGCUUGUUAAAAUGCAGAUUCACAGGCCAGGAACUGGCCUCUCUUGAGUCAGAGUGGGAUACAGAGACCUGGGUCUCCAGGGGCAAGUGACUGAGAUCUGAGGACCUGAGCCCACACCUGGGUCAUCUGUUCCAUAGAGAAGUAACAAGCAUAACCAGCUCUUAAAGGUGUCAGCAGCUACUCCAGGGAAUGUCGUCUGGCUGGGUGUGGUGUGCACACUGUUAGUCCCAGCACUCGGGAGGCAGAGGCAGGGGCUUCUUCAAGUUUGAGGCUAGCCUGGUCUAAUAGAGAGUCUUGGGCCAACCAGGCUACCUAAUAAGACCCUGUCUCCAAAAAAAAAAAAAAAAAAAGAGAGUAAGAAAGACGAUGCCUGCUGAGUAAUGAAUCUUGGCUUUGUUUCUGAAUUAAACUUCCCUGAUACCUGGGUUUGGCUAUCUCCUUUUCAACUUGAACCUUUUUAAUGAAUCCAAAGAUGCUACAAAUGAGCCUUGCUGGAAACCAUUCUUCCCAAACACAGAUUAGUUUAUAUGCAAGCAAUAAAGGCUUACCUUCUGGUUUUUAACUUCUUGGUACUUACAUGAAGCCUAAUGAAAAUACUUAUGUCACCAUGAAAGAACACCUGUACUUGUUAUAGGCCAAAUCAUGUCAUUUACAAUUUAUAUAUUCAAGUCCUGGAUCAGUCACUUCAGAAUGUGACUGAAUGUGGAAAGAAGGCAUUUAUUUAUUUGUUGGUUUGUUUUUAAAUUUUUGAGGCAGGGUUUCUCUGUAAUCCUGGCUGUCCUAGAACUUGUAAGGACCAGGCUGGCCUUGAACUGAGAUCCACUUGCCACUGCCUCUGGGUAGUAUUUGGUGCUGGGACUAAAGGCAUCACCACCCCCACACAGCUGGAGAGUAAGGCUUUAAAGAGGUAAUAAGGUUUAAAUGAAGCUGUUAGGUUUUCUCUUCCUUAAAGCAAACCUACUGAUAUCCUUAAAAGGGUAGGAAAUUAGAACACAGGAGAGCAGGCUGAAGCACAGUUGUCUGUCCCUGGCCUCAGAAGAAACCGACUCCUGACACCCCCAUCAUUGAUUGCCAGUCUCUAGAACCUUAAGAAAACAAUUAUUUUCUGUUAAAUCAGUCAGCUGCAGUGAACCAGUAUAGUCCAUUCCUUAGUUGUGAGCCACCAUGUGGUUACUGAGAAUUGAACUCGGAACUGCUGAAAGAGCGGUCAGUGUUCUUUAACCACUGAGCAAUCUCUCCAGCCACCCUGUUCAGAGACGUUUAAGACAUUAAGUAGCCAUUUAAUGUCUUUAUCUCAGGGUUCUGCAUCGGUCACUCUAUAUCAUACUGUAACUGUGUGUAUACUGCGCUAAGGUCAAGGAAGAAGCAAGUAGAGUAGGGUUCAGUGUAGACCAGAACAAAUGCAACAACCUGCUUGUUAGGGUUUUUCUUUGUAAAACCAGGAUUGCAUUAGGAAGGCAUCAGAUGGUGGGAGCACAAACCAGACGUGCACAGCUCCAGCAGGACUUGGUGUGAUUGGUUUCAAUUGAAGCAGACACAAAGCCCCUUCCAGAGUGAGAUGCCUUGAACUAUGUAGUGGCUUACAUACCUGGAAGUGUAGGAUGUAUCCUGCCACUGUCUACAAUCUACACCUCAAAACACAUCAGAAGAAUUCCUAUGAGUGGCCUUGAAAGAAAGCAUGUCUGGGGUGUAAGACUUCAACUCUUAGCAACGUGCUCUAGCUUAGCACAAUAGCAAGGGCAGGCUACCCCAGGUGAGAGAGGGACAAAGAGACUGAAGAAGGCAGAGCUCUCAGCAAAGUUUAACAAACCCAAAGGGAAGAGAAUGGUUUAUUACUUAUUGCAAACAUCACCACCCAUAAUUUCCAUAAUUUCCCUACUUGUUCUAUGCAAGAGUCAUCAUUAAUGGGUAUUAUUCUGAGACAAAAUUCCAUUGUUUUAAUUUUUACUAUUGAUCACUAGUAAUGCCAUGUUUUCCAUCUAUAAUUUACUUGUUAUUCUUCUUUUUUGAACUAUGCACUUAUGUUCUUGGGCUUUUUCUGAAGUUAUUCAUAUAUAAUUUCUUUCUGGACUCAUAAUCAUUUCUUAUCCAUUGGUGUUAGUAUUUAUGUUUUUGGUGAAGCCUAGUGAUGACUGUAUGUGUUCUGCCUUUGCUGUCAUGUCAUAACUGCAUUCCUGGGUAUUACGGUUGUAAGAAACAAAGGCUCACUCGUUGAAGCUCUAGAGAAAGAAGACGGGAAGAACUAAAAUCAUUGUGUAGACUAGACCUAAAACUGGAUGCUCAAGAACGCCAGAGGCCAGAGCAUUUCCCCCAAAUUCAGGCUCACAGCACAGCAGUGUGGGAGAAAAUUAGGCUGUCUAUACAUUUACAUUUUUAGACAGUGUAAACAUAUAUGACUAUGCAAAAGUAUGUACAUCCUGUUUAUAAAGUAUAAACUGAUACCA